AUGGAAACAGCCUUAAAGGUGGUGAAAUACAUCAAGGGAGAGCCAGGGAAGGGUCUUUUCAACAAAGCAUCAUGCAAAGUUGAGUUGGCGGUUUAUUAUGACUCAGAUUGGGAAGCUUGUCCAAUGUCAAGAAGCUCAAUAACUAGAUUUUUUGUGAAGCUGGGAGAGAAAUUAAUUUCUUGGAAAUCAAAAAAGCAACAUACUGAGGCUAGGUCUUCUGCAGAGGCCGAAUAUAGAAGCAUGGCUAUGGCAACCUCUGAAAUAAUAUGGUUAAUUGGAGUUUUUGGAGAAUUAAGUGUUAAAAAUUUGCUUCAUGUGAAACUUUAA
Messenger RNA from Hibiscus syriacus, 327 nucleotides. RefSeq lists its product as uncharacterized. The record is from RefSeq and is a predicted model, not a curated record. The transcript has a single exon. Bases 1 to 327 code for a protein of 108 amino acids. NCBI's taxonomy places the organism in Eukaryota, Viridiplantae, Streptophyta, Magnoliopsida, Malvales, Malvaceae.